UAUAUACUCGGUUGCAUCUGCAAAAUUGAAUUUUUCGCAUGAGUUUACAUGUGUCAUUCUUGAUGAUUAUUUGCACAAUACGAUCAUGGAUAAAGAUUUACAACGUUGUCUAGACCUAUUAAAAGAGAACGACGAAAUCGUUCGAAGCAACGCAGAAAGUGCAUUAUUAACUGUCUGUCAAAACAUCUUAUCUCAUCCUAAUGACAAACAGUUCAGAGAGGUGUGUCUGGAGGACCCUAUAAUUGAGAAGCUGCUUCCUGCUAUUGGAGCUAUGGAAUGUUUAUUUGACAUUGGAUUUGUCGAGGCUGCCGACUCUCUGAUCUUACCACCGGAGGCGUCUCUCUGCAAGCUACUAGCUUUAGAAAAUCUUCUAUCCGAGAACUGCUCCUCUAGGAACAAUGUCAUAGACAAUACAGCAGCCUACAACUUGCUGCCGAAAACAACCGAUCCAUUGGAAAGAGCCUUGUUCACAAACAUUGUCCAUCACUUCCAAAGUGUGUUCCAGUACUACGAGAACCGACUUUUACAGACCAAAGCGAAGAAGCUAAUACCUAUCGCUGAACUUGAGAUAGCAACCAUGAAUAGGAUGAGAGAACUGCAAGAGCGUAUCAAGCUGAGUAAAGAGAAUCCAGAAACAAGUAACAAAACACAAUUCGAAGAGAACAACAUAGAUGUCAAGGAAUUGUUUCUAAUGGAGCUCACGCAUUGGUUUAAAUAUAAAUUUUUCACAUGGGUCGAUAGUCCCAGGUGUUCUAUGUGUAUGGGUAGUUGUGAAAUGCACAAGGUUGUAUCUUCUGAAGACCCCAGGUGUUCAAAUGUAGAGAUACACAAGUGUACCAAUUGUGACGCGUUUGUCAAAUUUCCGCGUUACAAUGAUCCGGAACCGUUGCUAACUCUAAGACGCGGGCGUUGCGGAGAGUGGGCUAAUGUAUUUAUGCUUUUCUGCUGUUCGUUGGGAUACGAUUCGAGAUUCAUAUGGGAUAAGACCGACCACGUUUGGAUAGAGGUAUGGUCCAUUAGUGAACAGCGAUGGAUCCACGUGGACCCGUGCGAGGACGUCAUAGAUCGUCCGUUAAUGUAUGAAAAGGGAUGGAAUAAGAAAUUGAAUUACGUAUUUGCUUUCUCGAAGGACGAAGUGCAAGACGUUACAUGGCGGUACACGCGGGACCAACCAGCUGUGAUGAAAAGAAGGAAUCUUUGUUCAGAGAACAAUCUAUUGCAAUUCAUUGAAUCGUUAAAUAAGUACCGACAGUGUUCUCCGAAUUAUAGUUCGUCGCGUAGGCAGUACGUGAUCAAACGCAGAGUAUUAGAACUCGUAGAAUUAAUACGUAUGCCCAGCGAUCAGAUGUCUGAUAACGAUAAAAGCUAUCAGGGCAGGACUACCGGUUCAUAUAAAUGGAGAUUGGCGAGAGGCGAGAUUUCGCAGUCGAGUCCAGGAGCAACCUAUUCCUGGGAUAUUUCGAAGUAUGGGGAAACAUUCCAUUUGUGUUAUUCGAUCGUUAAAGAUGUGUACAGGGUGAUGGAUGAUGAUGAUAGAAUGAUAGAGGAAGUGUCUGGUUGGCAAAAUGGUGUGAACGAGGUGCAAGGCGGGAUUUUUCGAAAAUCGGAGUCCGAUUGGAAAAUGGUGUACUUGGCUCGUUCUCCCGAAGCUGCUUCCGGGCAAGUGAAAUGGAAUUUUAUAAUUACAAAUCCGAAUUUAUGCGUGUCGACGUUUCACCUGCGAACUGUGAUAGCGGAGUAUCAAGGAGCGAGUGUAUUAUGGCAGUUAGAAGCAUUCUUUAAUAACACAGAACCUAGCAAAUCUUUAGUAUUUUCCGUAAACGAUUGUAACAAUUACUCCACGGAUCGAUUAGAGGGUUCGACAAAAUUAACUCUUACAGCCACUGUUCGCGGCGGCCAGGGUGACUGUGCAUGGCAACACGCGCAGCUUUUCCGACAAAGUUUAGAAAACAAAGGGGAUCGAUCCCUGAUAGUUAAUAUUCAAUUAAAAAAACGGUAGUCACAUACACUAAGAUAAUAGAUUCGCAAAGGUAAAAAAGUCCAGUAUCAAUAAUGAACACGUUCUGCAUUUAAUAUUUUGUUUAAUUAAAUAACCAUAGAGAACGAAGCGUUAUUGAACAGUUGCUCAUUAAGCAAGUAAUUAAACUGUAAUUAAAUUGUAAAUAAAGACGAGUCAUCGGGAGUUUAUAAGCUUGAAAAUGUUUAUUUCAUAUACAAAAUAAGCACACUAGAGAUGGCACUUUCGAAACAUCAUGUCCAAUGAAUAUCAAAUGAUUUGUCAACAAUAUUUUCACAAGCAAUGUUUGAACACAAUGCGUUUCCUCUCUCUCUCUCUCCUACGUUUUGGACAAUCGUUUGGUCAUCACAGCUUCAUCAAACAGUAACAUUAUAAAACAAUGUCUCGGCUGUUCUAACACAACAUGACCAAUCGGAAGUGCUUCAUAAAAUUAACAUCGCAGAAUUAUCUAUCGUUGUUCUUGAUCGGGUUUUGCACACACACACAGAGAUGCGAAACAUCAACGAAAAACAAUAAUUUACACAAUGUGCAAUGAGUUUUUAAAUAAACCAUAGAAUACCUUUUUUUUUCUUCUUACAAAGUUUCAUUUCUCUGCAAAAGUAUAGAGGAAUGAAGAAAAAGUAACUAAAUUACAAAAGUGUAACAACAUUACUGAAAUACAUUGCAGUACCGUGCCCAGUGAAAUGAAGUGACGUUUUAAAUAUUUUCCAAUACAAUUCGAAAGUCACGAGACGCAACAAAAAUUUUAGCGUACCGAAAUAACAUGUCUGCUUACGAUUAUUUAUUUACAUAUUGUUUGCAUACCCCAGCACCGAACAGCCUGUAAUAACAUAUUUAAUACACAUACAUACAAAAAAUAUUUAAUAUCUACAUUGUUACAUAACAUUUACGACUAUUUAAGUAAUAAAUUCGGAUAACCACGUCGCGCGGCUGUUUAUGCUGAUACUAAAUAAUGUUGCUUGAAAACGACGUAUAAAAUAAGAGAUAGGCACUGGUGUUCUGCGAUUUCACUUGGUUCGUCGUAACUUCUGUUACUGUCUGAUCGUCGUACUUAUACCAUCUAAAAAAGGCAAGGGAAAACAUGUUAUCCGUGGACGGUAAUAACACAAUGAAAAUAUAACACAUGACUAGAAAAUGUAUACACACUUGUUCUGGGUGGCAUUUUUACAAUAUGCCGUGUAAUGACCACCUUCCAUGGUUCCAUAGUGAUUAGACAUUGCGUAUAAACUAUAAUUAUAGCUACGAAUGUUCGAAAUUGUAGGUGUGUUGCUGUCUGUAACCAAAUAUGGUUUCAAAUUAAAGUCCGUCAGAGGAAAAUCGA
Megalopta genalis is the source of this 3338-nucleotide messenger RNA. RefSeq names its product N-glycanase Pngl (gene Pngl). Gene Ontology annotation, cellular component: cytosol; cytoplasm; nucleus. Gene Ontology annotation, molecular function: peptide-N4-(N-acetyl-beta-glucosaminyl)asparagine amidase activity. Lineage: Eukaryota; Metazoa; Arthropoda; Insecta; Hymenoptera; Halictidae. The record is from RefSeq and is a predicted model, not a curated record. Gene Ontology annotation, biological process: protein deglycosylation; glycoprotein catabolic process.